GAAGGAGGCAGAAAAGUGUUUAUUUAAAACCUUCACAGUUUACUGUUUAUAUCCUUCUUCUUAUAUACAAAGUUAUAAAUCUUUGCUUAUUUGAUCAGGGUUCCAGCUUUUUUAUUUUCUUGGUUACAAGAUGACUGCCCUCAGUAACAAGAACCACAUGCUUUCUCAUUUAUCAAGGGAGAGAAAGGAGCCACAUCCCACAAUUUUGGGGCUAAAGUCCUGUAAUUGGUGCCAAUUUGCUCAACCCUGAACAACAUCUUGUGGCUAGGGGAACAACGUAGGUUGGGAUUGGGUUAUCUUAACUGGACUAACUUUGGAGAUAAAGGUGAGGUUAAUUUCACCUCAAUUUCUUAGGUGUACUAUGUACAAUGUGGGAAGAGUGGAAUAAAUGCUGGGAUUGCAACUACAGUGUCCAUGAUAAUCACUUUCAAAGCAUAUAUAUAUGUAACAACUAUAUUGUUAGUUGCAGUUAAACUAGAUCUAAGAAUAUGUAAUUGUGUCUGACAUAAUUUUUUAUGUUUGAUUCUUAACAAGUUUUAAGUCCGGCUUCUCACCUGUUCCCUUUUGUAUGAUAUCUGAAUCUAGGCAACUUGAUGAGAAAGCUUGCCCAGAUCCAAAUAUGGUGCAAAAUAGGUGUUUCCUAUUUUGGUGCUGGUGGAAAAUUCGAGCCAUACAGUCCCUGCCCUGUGUGGGCUUUUUCGCCCAAGCGCCAUGUCCUAGCCAUGAAAAAAAUCCCAAUAGCUUUUUCUCCUACUCUCUCAAGUCAUUUUAAAACCUGCUUAGGAAGUCUGCUGUACUCUUCCUAGAAAGGCUCAUUAUGUGAGUAAUAAACCUUUUUAUACCCUGUUGGUGCAUAUGUGGUAUGCUAAGUCUUGAAAUAGGAGCCAAAGUUUGGGUGAGGGUUCAUCUCAUUUCUGUGGGUGACGGCAACAGCACAUAAACUUCAAUGGUAGUUUAAAUUCCUGCAACCUAUCUGCUGUGGUCUGAAUGUUUUUGUCCCCCCACAAUUCAUAUGUUAAACUUAAUCACCAAUGAGAUAGCAUUAGGAGGUGGGGCCUUUGGGAGGUGAUUAAAUCAUGAGGACACAUGCCUCAUGACUAGGAUUACUGCCCUUAUAAAAGAGGCUCCAGAGAGCUGCCCUGUCUCUUCCACCACAUGAGGACACAGCUAGAAGGCAUAAUCUAUGACCCAGAAAGCAGGGCCCCACUAGACAUCCAAUCUGCUGGUGUCUUAAUCUUGAACUUCUUAGACUCCAGACCUGUGAGAAAUAAAUUUGCAUUCAUAAGCUACCCAGUAUUUUUCUAUAGCAGCCUGAACAAACUAAGAUACCAUCAUUGUAGUGUUUCAUUAUUCUUAUCACCAAGUGCCCAAUCUUCCUCUUGAUGACUACAGCCAGAAACCUGGAAUAUAUCUUCAAUUCUUUCUUCUUCUUUCUUCUUACUCCUCUUUUUUAAUUUUUUUUGAAAGGGUCUUGCUCUGUCAUCCAGCUGGAAUGCAGUGGCACAAUCACAGCUCACUGCAGCCUCCACCUCCCAGGCUCCAGUGAUCCUCCUACCUCAGCCUCCCACAUUGCUGGGAUUACAGGUAUAAGCCAUUGUGACUGGCUUCUUUCCUCCUUUUUUGUUGGCCAUGUGCCUUUUAAAUCCUUUCUGCCAAUUUCAUGGGUACCAUCUCGGCUCAGGCAGUCAUUAAUUCCUCAUUUUAGUUAUUUUAUGUUUUCUAUCUGGUUUAUUUGUUUUUCUAGUCUUGGCCCCAUCUCUCCUACCCAAUAAUCCUUCCUCUAUACUGCUGCUGAAGUAAUUCUUCUCCAACCUUGCUUAACUAAUUCAGCAAUUUCCCAUUACCUUCAGGAUACAGUUCAAACUCCUUAACACAGUUUACAAAACUCUUCAUCAUCUUACAUCUACAUUUCCCAUUUCUCCUGCUGCAUACCUGCAUACCACAAUGUUUGCUUCUAUGGUAUGCUUACCUGCAAAAUAUACUUACCUCCACAGUUCAUAGACAAGGAAAUAUAUACAAAGGUAUAUGUUCCUUUUUCUGGAGCAUACUCAUGUCUUUCCUUAGCUUGGUCAAUUCCAGUAGAUUCUUCAAGACUAAUCUUGAGCUUUGAUACAUUCUAUGAGAAGUACUUCCUGUUUAACCUAGGCUGAGUGAGGUGUUCUUUCUCCACAUUUUAGCAAUAACCUUUAUUUCAGUGUUUAUUAUCACUGUAAUAUCUGAUUUGAUUGUAUAUUUUUCUAGAUGUGAUUCUCUUAAGGGCAGGCACCAUGUUUUUCAUCUCAGAAGGUCACAAACUAUUAGGAAAAGGGGCUUGCAGAUACAUGUACAACAAAGAAUAAUAAUUGAAGAUGGCUCAUGGAAAAAGUAUUCUGAAAAGUAAGAGAGGCACAUGUUCUAGAAGAGACAAGAAAAGGCAUAAUAGAGAAAUUAGAGCCCUCAUACAUUGCUGGUAAGAAAGUAAAAUGGUACAGCCACUUUGGAAAACAGUCUGGUAGUUCCACAAGGGGUUAAACAUAGAGUUACCAUAUAACCCCGCAAUUCCACUCUUAGGUAUAUAUCCAAGAGAAAUGAGAACAUAUGUUGACACGAAAACUUGUACAUGAAUGUCAACAGAAGCAUUAUUCAUAAUAUUCAAAAAGUAGAAACAACCCAACUGAUGAAGGGACUUUGAAAACAUGUUAAGUGAAAGAAGCCAGUCACAAAAGACCACACAUUGCAUGAUUCCAUUUAUAUGAAAUGUUCAGGAUAGACAAAGGCAUACAGACGGAAAGUGGAUUACUGGUUGCCUAGGGCUGGGGAGAGGAGGGAGAAGUUGGGGCCAAAGGGUAUGGGGUUUCUUUUGGGGGCUGUGAAAAUACUCUAAAAUUGAUUGUGGUAAAGCAUGCAUAACUCUGUGAAUAUACUUUAAUCAUUGAACUGUUUAUAAAGAAAAAGAUUACUGUGGGGAAGGAAGAAAGAUUUCAUGGAGUUGGUAGGAUUUGAAUUCACUGAUAAAUAAGUGAUAUAAAAAGCAAAGUGAUGUGCUAUAGUGAAUAAACAAGCCCUUCUGUUGGGCACAUCUGGCUUUAAAUCCACUUGGUCAAUUUACACUUCCUAAAUCUGUAACCUCAUCUAAAGUGUAAAUAUAUUAAUAUACCUACUUUGUAAAAUUAUUGUGGUAAGUUAUAUAUGGGAUUUAAAAUAUUUAAUCUAAUGCCAGGCACAUAGCAAAUAUUAACAAUAAAUAUUAGUUACUUAUUAUAAAUCUGUUUAGUAUGGAAUACAGUUUAGUAUUGAAUAUCGGGACAGAGUGAACAUGUAAGUACAUCAAUGGGAAGGAACUCCCAGAAACUUAUCUGGUUUCCAGCAGAAAGAGAUAUGAGAGACAAAAUAAUAUAAAGGUAACCUUACUAAGUUUAAGAAAUAUUUAUGAAUACCUUUUUUCUAACUACUAGACACUUUGCUAGACUGCUGGAUACACAAAGACAAAUGAGAAGUGAGUAGAUUGCUGGAUAUACAAGUGAGAAGUGGUCCUUGACUUCGUAGUCUAGUAGACAGAUAAAAAAAUAUGUGUAAGAAAGCAUUAUAUUUCUUACAAUAGAAAUGUUUUUUGUAUGCAUAAACAAGGGGGUGGGCUGGAAAAAUAAUGUAGUCAAGGUGACUUGCUCAAUACUGAAACUGCUCAUUAACUACUUAGGCCAGCACUUACGGCACACUUGUCAGGAUGCCUUGCUAAUAUUUUCCGCUUCCAGUACAGAACAGAGAUUACAGGUUUAAGCCAAUUUUGUUCAACAGAUGAGAAACCCAGUGUCCAAGGAUGAAAGAAUACUUGUUAUACAAGGAAUGUGAAUAUUCCAGAGAUUUAUGCUCAAAGUCCCCAGGUUAGUGUCUUUCUUUCUCACUAGACUGUAAGCUUCUUGAAGACAAAUAUCUUGAGUGUUACCUUGUUCACUCUUGAAUUGUCAAAACUUGGCCCAGGACUAGGUAUGUGGUAUACAAUCAAUAAAAAAUUGUUGAAUGAAUGUUCUUCAAAAUCCUUCCAUGGCAAAAACAGAAGAAACAUUCACGAGUGGACUGCUAGUUGACUGUUUCUCUCAUCGCUAUUGACAGUCUGAAAUGGACAAAGACAUCUAUAUAAUCAUUCCUUCCUUUCAAAUAAAUAAUCUGUGAAUUACGCUAUUCUUCUCCUAUUGCUUCAGGACAAGCUAUUUGACAGAAAGCUUUUAAGAAAGGCUUUGCAAGAAAACUCUGCAACAGAGAUGGCACGUAUGAAUUGCUGUAAUCUGGAGUUGAAGACAAGAACAAAAGUAACUCUAGAGCAGAAUUCUUUGACCGAAGUCAUCUUACUGGUUGGCGGAGGCUCUCAGUCUACUUGCAUCCGGUGCUUGUGAGUUCAGACAGGCAAAGAUGAGACGUAGCAUCUAGUCAACAUCCAUUUCUUGAGCACUUACUACAUGUCAGCCACUUUGCUUAGUCCCUGGUUUUACUAUACUCUGCUUGGAAGUGGUGAAGAGAUUUGGCGGGAUCUUCUUAGGACCAAUCCUACAAAGUUCCAGAUGGAACUCAUUUUGAUUUGGGGGACGGUUUAUUUGCAGGGAUUAGGUGGAGAAACAGGGCCUGCUACUCAAGAGGAAUGAGAAACUGUAACUAACAGGAGGUAGACUUGGAAGGAGCAUGGCAAAGUCACCCCUUUUCACAGGGCAACUCUCCAAAGACCACGCUCAAGCUGGGGUGGCAGGGCUCUGAAAAUGGGGCCCCGACCCGGGCCUCGGCCUGGGGCCACGUGACGCGCGUGUUUACGUUGAGUGACGGGCGCUGUGUUGGGCGGGCCUUGGCGGAAAUCAACUUCCGGGGGCAGAGGUGUUCGAAGCCGGGUGGUGCGUGGGCUACCCAAACCUGUGUGGCUGGGCCGCGGUCUCCUCUCAAGGGCCUGGGGCCGUGCCUCGGGUGUACGCGUAGGGGGUCUGUGUGCUGGGGGUGGCUCGCCGGGAAGCGUAGGUGAGCGGCGCAGCGGCGGCAGCGGAGAGCGAGAGAGGGGAGCAGGUGCCACUUGAAGAAUGGAUGAUGACGAUUUUGGUGGUUUUGAGGCUGCGGAGACUUUUGAUGGUGGAAAUGGUGAAACCCAGACAACAUCUCCUGCUAUUCCUUGGGCUGCCUUUCCUACAGUAUCUGGAGUCCAUCUUUCACCAUCUUCUCCUGAGAUUGUACUGGACCAUGACCACUCUUCUGCCAUUGGCUGCCUCUCUUCUGAUGCCAUUAUUUCAUCACCAGAGAAUACACAUGCAGAGAAUAGCAUUGUGAGUCAAACUAUUCCAAAAGCACAGAUUCAGCAAUCAACACACACUCAUCUGGAUAUCUCACUUUUUCCAUUGGGUUUAACUGAUGAAAAAAGUAAUGGAACAAUUGCCCUUGUGGAUGAUUCUGAGGAUCCUGGAGCCAAUGUAUCUAACAUACAGCUUCAGCAAAAAAUUUCAAGUCUGGAGAUUAAACUCAAAGUAUCUGAAGAAGAAAAACAGAGAAUUAAACAGGAUGUGGAAUCAUUGAUGGAAAAGCAUAAUGUCUUAGAAAAAGGCUUUCUAAAAGAAAAAGAGCAAGAGGCCAUUUCUUUUCAAGAUAGAUACAAAGAACUUCAGGAAAAACAUAAACAAGAAUUGGAAGACAUGAGGAAAGCUGGUCACGAAGCCCUCAGCAUUAUUGUGGAUGAAUAUAAGGCACUACUGCAGUCUUCAGUUAAGCAACAAGUAGAAGCUAUUGAAAAACAGUACAUUUCUGCAAUUGAGAAACAGGCACACAAGUGUGAGGAGUUGCUAAAUGCUCAGCAUCAGAGGCUCCUUGAAAUGCUAGAUACAGAGAAGGAACUGUUAAAAGAAAAAAUAAAGGAAGCUUUGAUUCAGCAAUCUCAAGAACAGAAGGAAAUAUUGGAAAAGUGUUUGGAGGAAGAAAGGCAAAGAAAUAAAGAGGCAUUAGUAUCCGCUGCAAAGCUUGAAAAAGAAGCAAUGAAGGAUGCAGUUUUAAAAGUCGUAGAAGAAGAAAGAAAAAUUUCGGAAAAAGCGCAUGCUGAAGAAAGGGAAUUAUGGAAGACGGAACAUGCAAAAGAUCAAGAAAAAGUAUCUCAGGAAAUUCAAAAAGCUAUACAAGAACAAAGAAAAAUAAGUCAGGAAACUGUUAAGGCAGCAAUAAUAGAAGAGCAGAAACGAAGUGAAAAGGCUGUGGAAGAGGCAGUGAAAAGAACAAGAGAUGAAUUGAUAGAGUAUAUAAAAGAACAGAAAAGGCUCGAUCAAGUCAUCCGCCAAAGAAGCCUGUCCAGUUUGGAACUGUUCCUCUCCUGUGCACAGAAACAGUUAAGUGCUUUAAUAGCUACGGAACCAGUUGACAUUGAAUAAAAAGAACAUGACAAACCCACACUGGCAUUGGAUAAAUCAUAUUACACCUUAAAAUACACACUCUGAAUUAUAAAGAUGUGUUUGUUUUCUUUCCAAAUCAUGUAGAAUUGAUUUCCAGUUCAAGGAUAAACCAAAACAAUAUUUAGAACUAUCAAGUGAUCUAAUUUAUUUUCUUUUGGUUUCUUCUUUACAUUUACUGUUAUUUUAUUAGUAGUAGUAGUAGCGGCAACAGAGUAUGAUAUGACCCAAAAGCCAUUGUAAAGUGCCACAUUAACAAAAUUAAUUAAGUAAACUUUAUAGCCUGUGGGAGUCUAUUAUAUAUUAUUUUGCAAAAGUAGUAAAUAUAUUAUUGUUUCAUGAUGACUUUUGAUGAGAUGCUAGAAUGUAACCAUACAUUUAUCUUAUUUUGAGGAUAGAAAUAGCAUGGAUUUCAACAUCACUUAUUUAUCUGUAUAAUUGGAAAUAAAACACCAAUAUGAUAGAGAAUCAUUCCGGCAUUACCUAACCUCUUCUGCAGUUGGAUCUAUGUAUUUUCAUUGGUCUACUGAAAACAAACAAUACAAUUAAAAGCACUAAAGAUUAUUAUAUUAAUUCAACUUUGAUCUGAUAUAUCACUUAAACUAAAGGGGUGUGUGUGAUAUAUGCUUGUUUCCUAUUUCUGCUCUUUAAAGGUACUUUGAAUCAAUAAAACCAUUAGUCUACAAAUCAAAUUGUGAAUUUAAUCUCUAGAAAGAGAAUAUAACUCAGCCAUUUGUAGGAAUUUAGGUUCAAGUACAGGAUAUAUGAAAUCUUUUCCCAGUAUUUCAGAAUGUACUUAAUUCACAGGCAGGAUGUUUCAAUGCAAAAUCAUGAAUAUUUUUAAUUCAAAACUAAAAUGUCAUUAAUAUGUAUGUAUGCAAAUGUUUUAUCUUAUUUUCUGAAAUGCAUCUACUUUCAUGGGCUUUGUACUUUUCUGAGAUUUCUCAGUGUAAUAAAAAGAGCUCCCAAACUUA
This is a messenger RNA of Gorilla gorilla gorilla (western lowland gorilla), 7354 nucleotides long. It is a transcript of the gene CCDC91, whose product is annotated as coiled-coil domain containing 91. The transcript has 14 exons. Gene Ontology annotation, cellular component: trans-Golgi network. The record is from RefSeq and is a predicted model, not a curated record. Gene Ontology annotation, biological process: Golgi to lysosome transport. The coding region runs from base 5037 to 6362 and encodes 441 amino acids. Lineage: Eukaryota; Metazoa; Chordata; Mammalia; Primates; Hominidae.